CCGCCCCUGCCGGCCCGCCCUGCUCGGCAACCGGUGCCGCUCCCGCCGCGGCCCCGCCAUGAGCGGCGGGGCCAGCCGCCCGAGCCCGCCGCCCGCUGAGGGCGAGCCGCCCCCCAGCCCCUCGGAGGGCUCGCCGCUGUCGCUCGCGUCCCGCUGCAGCUCCCCGGGCCGUGAGGAGCCGGAGCAGGAGCGGGCGGAGGCUCCCGGAGGCUCCCGGAGCCCGCCGGGCCAUAGGAAGGCUGAACACUCUGAAACAGCAGUGGGGAGAAAAGUGUCACCUUUGAAAGAUAACCUUUCACCAUGGGAAGAGUGGUUCAUUGGCAAAGAGAAGGAGCUGCGUGCCCGCUUACAGGCCAGAGCUGCAGAGGAAAUGAAUAAACAACUCGAGGAAAUGAAGCAAAAUCAAGAAUGGGAAAGAAGAAAAAGAAUAGCUGAAGAGAAACACAAGGAAUGGGUCUUAAAAAAGAGAGAAGAGGAAAGAAGAGAAAGAAAACGAAAACUGAACAAAGAAAUGACAGAAAAAGCCACAAGGGAACUAGAAAAAAUGCAGUUAAAAGAAAAGGCUGACGUAAAGUAUAAAGAAUGGUUAGAGAAGAAGAGAGCUGAAGAGGCAGAAAAGAAGAAAAAAGAGAAGGAAAAAGAAAAAGAACGGGAGGCUGAGCUACAGGAGAAGAGAACAAGAUCAGAGAAAAUCUUUAAGGAAUGGCUGCAAAAUGCUAGAAAUAAACCACAACCUGCUUUAAAUGGUUAUGGUUUCCCACAUGGGAGGUCUACAGGGAGUGCUGAUAGAAAUUUGUAUCCAGCUCCAGCAUAUUGUAACCCCAUUCCUUGGAAGCCGGUACAUGUGCCUCCCCCAAAGGAAGACAGAGUUCUCACCAUGAAGAAGAGUCAGAGACCUGUAUCUUGUCAGCCACGUGCAGCUUUACCAGUGGUGAUUUCUAAGCCCAGGAGUAACCCUUGUACUGGAUCCCUGUGCAGAAAGAAGUUAUAGUCCAGAAGAAAUGUCCUUACAAUCUUGACCAAAUCGGACCAUAAAUGUGACCUUCUGUGUAGUUACAUGUCCAGUGCAGAUUGCUUUGUGUCUUUUUUUCCCCAUUUUUGUGAGCAGGUUUUGUGUUUACUGCUAGUUGACCAAUCAGGCUUUUAAUGUUUUUUUCUAUAUUGCAUUUUAGUUUAAAAAAAAGGAGAAGAUUAAUUGUAAUGGGAGUGUACCUUGAUGCCAAUAAAAUGCACAGGGUUAUUUCUUCCUUUCCUCUCUUGUUGUUAAAGGAGUUCUUUUGUAUGUGUAGUUAUUCUUUUGGGCACCAGUGUUCACUAAGUUAUUUUAAAGAUAAAUUAAUUUGUAACAAAUUGUUUUAAUUUGUAACAAUUUUUAAAACAGUUCUUGGCUUAAUGCAGUAGGAAUUGGCGUGCCUCAGUUCCAGGGUUAUCAUGUCACUGUGAUUGCAGAUACAGUGGGAUAGCUGGAGUGCUGCCAGCAAUGGAUACAGGCUCUUUGCUGGCCCUGAUGUACAAACCAGGGACAGCUGGUCAGGGGUGUGAGGUUUGGUGCCAGUGACGACAUGCAUGAACCUGUGGGUGCACCUGAGAAAGCUGAGGAAGUGGCACAUGUCACUGUAAGGAUACUCUCAGUGGUCUUUGAGAGGUCUGGUGAUAAGGGAGGUUCCUGAGAGCUAGAAGGAAGCGAGUGUCAAGCCAGCCUUCAGCAGGGGUGUGUGCCGGGGUGCAAGCCAGCAGUCAGCCUCACCUCAGUCCCCUGGACAGCUGAUGGAUGUGGCCAGUGCAGCCAGCAGCCUCCUGGGCUGCAGGGGAAGAGUCUGUCCCCUGUACCAUAACUGUGAGACCACACUUGGGGUGCUGGGCCCAUUCCUGGGCAGGAAUGUGCCAGGAAAAGACUGACACUGACAUUCUGGAGGAAGCUCUGUGAAGGGCCACAAAGGUGAUGAAAGGAUUGUAGCACCUGACAGACAGAAGCUGAGGGAGCUGUGACUGUUCAGCAUGAAGGAGAGAAGGUCCAGUACUGUCUCUGAGCAAUGUCUGUAAAAAUCCCUGAUGGCUGGAGAGAGAGAGCAGACCCUUCUCAGUAGUGCCCAGCGAGAGGAGAAGAGGCGGGGAGUGGAAAUCAAAAUACAGGAAAUUCCAUUUAAACGUGAGACAAAAAUGUUAAGAGGAAGAGUCAUCAAAUGCUGGAAAAAAUUGGCCAGUGGUGUGGAGUUUCCAUUCUUGGAUAUACUCAAAACCUGACUGGACAUAGCCCUGAGAAACCUUUUCCAGUUGGUCCUCUAUGGAACAACAGAGUUGGACUAGACCAUUUCAAGAGAUCCAUCCCAAUCUCAACAAUUCUGUUUUUAAUGGUGAAAAGGAAAAAGCAGAAAUAAAAAGACUUAUUUUUUA
Passer domesticus (house sparrow) is the source of this 2394-nucleotide messenger RNA. It is a transcript of the gene CCDC34, whose product is annotated as coiled-coil domain containing 34. Bases 59 to 991 code for a protein of 310 amino acids. The transcript has 6 exons. NCBI's taxonomy places the organism in Eukaryota, Metazoa, Chordata, Aves, Passeriformes, Passeridae. The record is from RefSeq and is a predicted model, not a curated record.